Aureobasidium namibiae CBS 147.97 is the source of this 1443-nucleotide messenger RNA. RefSeq lists its product as uncharacterized. The transcript is spliced from 2 exons. NCBI's taxonomy places the organism in Eukaryota, Fungi, Ascomycota, Dothideomycetes, Dothideales, Saccotheciaceae. The annotation marks the transcript as partial. The record is from RefSeq and is a predicted model, not a curated record.
CAUGCAAACCACAUUUUCAAUGCUGUGCACAAUUCGAUGCGCCAAUUUGGCUCAUCUUUGAACCACAAUGGCAUGUCUUUGUUCAUCGCUACAGUUCCUGGAGACACAGAGUUAUACCACGGAACAUCGACCAAAGACCGUGUCAAUGGCACACAGUGGCUAGCUUUCGAGCCUGAGCAUGCUCUGAUCUUUGCUCGAGGUCGCCGGGGGCCUCCACCAGGACCACCUCCUGGUGAAGGCCAAUAUACCGAAGAUGCUGGAAAGGAGCACGAGCUUCCCGGUCAUCGGCCUAAGCGUCCUGGAGGCAAGGACCGGCCGCGCAAGGAACAUGGUGACGAAGGUUGUCACAGACCAUCUCGCAAUGAACCUGAGGAUCAGUCUUCUGGUUAUCUGCACACCUACCGUACGAAGCACAGUCUGCGUCUGCUUUACGUUGACGGUCAAUCUGCUGCAAAGUCGAAGAAAGGCACUCUCGAUACUCAGGAUGUCUUACUCUUGGCAAACAGCAUAGACCACGAUUCGGGCAUGUUUGGCGAAAGAGAGCGUGCAGCUCAGUUGUGCAAACUAGCCAACGAAAGAUGGGGCAAUCGUAUCGACGGCAUCCUACGCAUGGAAGGUGGAUUUGAGAUCAUCUUAUGCGACUUUGCUGCCCAUUUGGAAAUUGUUAGCAUAGCCAAGACCAAGACCAAGUCUGGCGGUGGCUUUGGUGGUGGUGGUGAUAAUGGCGAUGGUUUCAACUACUAUCGUGCCGUUGCUGCUCGCUAUCAUGAUAUCGGCGGUGGUCGUGUGGUUCUUGACUACGAGCAUUUUGUCUCUACCUUUGCAUACCCAGAAGCCAUCUACUUCGACGAUACCGGUCGUCCACGUAUCAACAACGAAUCUAGCAUCAUCGAUGAUGUUCGCUUGGCUGUUGACCAAAUGAUCCUGCACAAGGCAGAAGACACCGAUGCUGUGAACUGGCGAGCCAUCGCUGACAUGGUCAUUGCACGCUACGCCGACCGUAUCGAAUAUCUCGCGUCAGGCUCUCUCAGCACACUCUCAGCAUUACAAGCAGAAAUUGAGCGUGCGCUACGCCCAUUCAUCAAUUACAGCGCUCGCAACUCAACUUCAGAGAUUGAACGCUGCGCCUCACAGUUCCUCCCCGACUCCACAACAUCAACACAUGUGGCAGCUCAAGCAGUACGCCAAGUAACACACGCCUUGUGCACUAGCUUGACAAUUGCAUCCGAGCAGACAGAUUACGCCAUCGCUUUGAAGCAGGUCAAGCAGUUGAAGAAUUACCUCGCUUGGACAACAUGGAAGCAAUGUCGUGGUUGUGCAGCGGAUGAGAUCUGUUUCUUGCCCAUCUGGCCUGUGGGUACGGCAGAGGACUUUGAACAGCCAAAGUGCAGGUCUGACGUUAGUCUUGCACCUGGUCACGGUGAUGGAGAUCGCUAUUGGAAC